AUGUGGCGGGCGGUGUCGGGGGCGCGGCGGCUCCUGCGGCCGCUCGGGGCCGCGGCCGGGGCCCACCCGCGGGCGGUGCCGCCGCCACCCCGGGCCCCGCCGAGUCCCCGCGGGGGCUGCGCGGCGGCGGGAGCCGGGGCCGGGGUGCUGGAGGCGGCGGCGGAGCGGCGCCAGGCGGCAGAUACUGUUCUUCAGAAGUUCAACAUUGACUUUGUUGUAGCACUGCUGAGGCAAGAAAAUGCUAAAGACAUCUGUGUCAUCUGUCCACCUCCAGAAAUAAAAUACUGUGAUUAUUUUAUAAUUGUGAGUGGAUCUUCAACACGGCAUCUCCAUGCAAUGGCACAUUACAUGCUGAAAAUGUACAAGCAUCUCAAAGAAGAAGGCGAUCCUCAUACUCAGAUUGAAGGAAAAGAGACAGAUGACUGGCUGUGCACUGAUUUUGGUAACAUAGUGGUGCAUUUCAUGCUGCCAGAGACACGAGAGGUUUAUGAGUUGGAGAAGCUGUGGACUCUCGGUUCCUACGAUGACCAGUUAGCAGAGAUGACUUCACAGUCCCUGCCAGAAGACUUUAUAUUUGGACUGACUGCUGACAGCAGUGAUCAACUUGAGACAAGAACUUAAUGCAGCUACUGUGUGGAAAGAGAAUGGGUGUGCCUUCACAGAUCAGAGAGAGGCUUUGGAACUGACUGAGCAGUCAGUACAGUUAUCAGUACAAAACAGUGUAUUUACUGGAUGUGCCUAAGCAAAGUUCUAAACCAACUGAAAAAGUGAUCAGAAUCAUAGAAUCAUCAAGGUUGGAAAUGACCUUUAAGAUAAAGUCCAACCAUAAAAUGUCAAAGAGGGAAUCCUCUUAGAGCUUCCUGGGGGAGCCACUGUCCCAGUGGAGUUUGCAGUGAGAAGAGUGGGAUAAAAACAGCUGCUCAAGCUACUUAACCUGAAACUCAUGCUCAUCCUCUGGAGUAAUUGGUUUUUUUAGUGUCUUUGAAAAACUUGCCUGUAGUGGCAGUGCAAAACAGAUUUGAGUGCUGCAAGUUAAAACUGUGAAAUAGUACAGCUGGGAUGACGCUUCUUGUGUUAAGCCAUUUGCUUCUGGUCACAAUAAAGCAAGUCAUGGUCUGAGUUGAAGGGGGACAGAAAACAGACUGGUGUUACUAAGAACAUAAAAGCCAAGAGCAGCAGUGACAAAUAAAAUGUGCUUUGAGUUAACAGAACAGUAAGUCAGUUUUUCAGCCAAGGCCAAUCUGGUUUUAAUAAUAAUAAAACCCAAACUGAAGUGCUUCAAUUAGUUGUCUUCAGUUAAAAGAUUCAGCUCAUUCUGCAUGUGCAGUUGGCUCCUCCUCUAGCUUUUCUCUCACCUGCUUUCUGAAAAGGGACACUGAGAAACACUCUGGCAGUAUAAACCUUCAGCUCUUCGAAGUGGGCAAAAAUAGCUCCAUAGGAAGCCCUGGGUCACUGAGCAUUACUUACUGCAAAUGGACAGUUGGGCACUCUCAGAAGUUAUCACACAGUUUGUGCUUAAUCUGACUGCUCAGUGCUCUGCUAACCAGUUAAGAAGAGCUUCAAGGUGGUAAACUUGUCUAUGUAACACACUCCACUACAGGGCAGAGCUUUCAUCACUGGAUUAGGAUCUCUUCCUUCUGGAGAAAUUUGCAUUGCUAUGCAUCAGGAAGCAGAAAUGAGAUUCUGAGGGUAGUCACCUUUUUCACCCCAUAGCACCACAAAGUACUCCGAGCCCUGCACAGCAGCUGCUCAAAGUGAGCCUGGUCAUUGUGCCUAAUGCUGUGUUGUUCAGGAGGAUGUGUGCGUGUAUUGAAUUAAACAAACAAACAAACAAAACAACCAAAAAAACACACCCAAAACCUUCUCCCUCUAUUUCACAUCAUGUUUUCUUUCUCUGCCUAGCCUCUCUUCUUUCAGGAAUGAGUGCCCCCAAGUUCACCUGCUCUUUGAUACAGGGCAGCAGAUACUUCUGCAGUUAAGCAAAGGGCAUUUAUAAAAUGUAGUUAAAC
Messenger RNA from Myiozetetes cayanensis, 2009 nucleotides. It is a transcript of the gene MALSU1, whose product is annotated as mitochondrial assembly of ribosomal large subunit 1. Gene Ontology annotation, cellular component: mitochondrion. The record is from RefSeq and is a predicted model, not a curated record. The transcript is spliced from 4 exons. Gene Ontology annotation, biological process: negative regulation of translation; negative regulation of ribosome biogenesis. Gene Ontology annotation, molecular function: ribosomal large subunit binding. Lineage: Eukaryota; Metazoa; Chordata; Aves; Passeriformes; Tyrannidae. Bases 1 to 621 code for a protein of 206 amino acids.